AUGAGUGUGGGCAGGAUCAAGCGCUACAGCAUCGUGUCCUCAGAGGAAGAAGCCUUGCGUCUCACCACCAUGCCCGGGGUGAACGGCUUCGGAAACGGAAAGAUCCACACCCGCCGGAAGUGCCGCAACCGCUUCGUGAAGAAGAACGGCCAGUGCAACGUCCAGUUCGCCAACAUGGACGACAAGUCUCAGCGGUACAUGGCCGACAUCUUCACCACCUGCGUGGACAUCCGCUGGAGGUACAUGCUCGUCAUCUUCUGCCUGGUCUUCGUGGUCUCCUGGCUGGCCUUCGGGCUGGCCUUCUGGGUCAUCGCCCUGGUCCACGGCGACCUGGACAACCCGGCUGGGGACGAGAACUUCACGCCCUGCGUGCUGCAGGUCAAUGGGUUCGUUGCCGCUUUCCUCUUCUCCAUCGAGACUCAGACCACCAUUGGCUACGGCUUCCGCUGCGUCACAGAGGAAUGUCCGGUGGCUGUCUUCAUGGUGGUGUUUCAGUCCAUUGUGGGGUGUAUAAUUGACUCUUUCAUGAUUGGGGCUAUAAUGGCCAAAAUGGCACGGCCCAAGAAAAGGGCCCAGACACUGCUGUUUAGCCACAAUGCAGUAAUCGCCAUGAGGGAUGGCAAACUCAGCCUCAUGUGGCGGGUGGGGAACCUCAGAAAGAGCCAUAUUGUGGAGGCCCAUGUCAGGGCUCAGCUGAUUAAGCCACGGAUCACGGAGGAAGGGGAGUACAUACCUCUAGACCAAAUAGACAUCAAUGUGGGCUUUGACAAAGGCUUGGACCGAAUCUUCCUGGUUUCGCCCAUCACGAUCCUCCACGAGAUCGACGAGGAGAGCCCCCUGUUCGGCAUCAGCCAACAGGACCUCGAGACGGCGGAUUUCGAGAUAGUGGUCAUACUUGAAGGGAUGGUGGAGGCCACCGCCAUGACUACGCAGGCACGCAGCUCGUACCUGGCCACAGAGAUCCUGUGGGGUCACAGGUUCGAGCCCGUUCUCUUCGAGGAGAAGAACCAGUACAAAGUAGACUACUCUCACUUUCACAAAACCUACGAGGUGCCGUCGACUCCUCGGUGCAGUGCCAAGGACAUGGUGGAGAACAAGUUUCUGGUUCCCAGCACCAACUCCUUCUGCUACGAGAACGAGCUCGCUUUCAUGAGCAGGGACGAGGAAGAGGAUGAGGAGAGUGAAAGGGUCCUGGAUGACCUGAGCCCAGAUGGCAACAGCCGACACGAGUUUGAGAGACUACAGGCCACCAUAGGACUGGAUCAGCGGUCGUACCGGAGGGAAUCUGAGAUAUGACCCGCCCCGCCCCCUGACAUCAGCUUUUGAAUAUAUUUCUUCUCGUUUUGUUUUUUCCUUGAAUAAAUGCAGAACAAUGCAAGUGCCAUAGGAAUACUUAACUACUGUCAUAGCAGUGAAAAGUCGAAAGACAACAGCUGGUGGAUAUAAACGGGGAAGUCA
Messenger RNA from Conger conger (European conger), 1458 nucleotides. RefSeq names its product potassium inwardly rectifying channel subfamily J member 12a (gene kcnj12a). Gene Ontology annotation, biological process: potassium ion import across plasma membrane; regulation of monoatomic ion transmembrane transport. Lineage: Eukaryota; Metazoa; Chordata; Actinopteri; Anguilliformes; Congridae. Gene Ontology annotation, molecular function: inward rectifier potassium channel activity. The transcript has a single exon. Gene Ontology annotation, cellular component: plasma membrane. Bases 1 to 1296 code for a protein of 431 amino acids. The record is from RefSeq and is a predicted model, not a curated record.